AUGGGCUUCCUCGACUUCCUCAAGAAGGACCACGACGACGAGCACAAGCAGGUUGGGCACGGGCACGGCGGCGGACACAGCGAGCACGGCGGGUAUGCCGACCGCGACGGCGGGUACGGACACCCGCAGCAGUACCAGCAGCAGCACCAGCAGGGCUACGGCCAGCCGGGGUCGUACCAGCACCAGGGAUACGGGCAGGAGGGAUACCAGCAGCAGCAGCCAGGCUAUGGCCACCACGGCUACCCCCAGCAGCAGUACCAGCAGGGCUAUGGCGAUGGCGGCCACUCCUACGCAGACAAGGGCCACGGCAGCCACGGCGGUUACGGCGGCGAGCACGACAGCCACAGCAGCCACGGCGCCCACGGUGCCCACAGCAGCGGCCACAGCGAGGAGAAGAAGGGCUGGUCGAAGGGCAAGAUCGCCGCUGUCGCGGGCGGCGGUCUCGCGGCGGCCGCUGUUGUCGGUGUCGGAGCCUACCUGUACCACGAGAACCAGGAGGCGGACGAGGAGGCCCUCGAGGCGGAGAAGGCUGCUCUUGAGGCGGAGAACGCCCGCCUCGCAGAGGAGAAUGCUCGCCUCCAGAACGAGGAGGCUGAGGCCGAAGCCGCGCCAGACACGGACCGCGCCGGCGGCCAGUCCAACCAGGAACGCCAGGACGAGCUGGACGCGUGGCAGGCGCGCCUGGACGAGGAGCAGGCCCGGCUCGACCAGGAGUGGGAGGAGAACGGGGACGACGAGAGCCUCCCGGGCCGCCAGGAGGACAAGGAUGCGCGUCAGCGCCAGAAGGACGAGCAGCAGGCCGAGAUGGACGCGAUCUGGGCCCAAAGCUAA
Messenger RNA from Cutaneotrichosporon oleaginosum, 831 nucleotides. RefSeq lists its product as uncharacterized. Lineage: Eukaryota; Fungi; Basidiomycota; Tremellomycetes; Trichosporonales; Trichosporonaceae. The record is from RefSeq and is a predicted model, not a curated record.